Molecule: messenger RNA, 744 nt
Organism: Triticum aestivum (bread wheat)
Lineage: Eukaryota; Viridiplantae; Streptophyta; Magnoliopsida; Poales; Poaceae
Product: probable disease resistance protein At1g58602
Exons: 1
Coding region: 35-736 (233 amino acids)
Source: RefSeq, a predicted model, not a curated record
AUGGUGCACAGGAUACGUUCUCUCUUCUGAUACCAUGACGUCCUAUCGUUCUUGUUUUCAUAAUUUCUAUGAUGAUCGGAUUCUCCAGUCAACACCUAAUCUCCGAACAUGGAUUGGUUUUGGACUUUCAGAAGUGUUCCUUCCGAAGCUAAGAUUCCUGAAAGUUCUUUACAUAGAAAAUUCAAGCCUCAAGAAUUUGAUGUUAAUUCGUGGGUGCAUUCACCUAAGAUACCUUAGGUUGAGAAAUUGUCACACUGUUACACUUUCUUCUUCUAUUGGACAACUCCUUUACUUGCAAACUGUAGAUCUGAGGAGCACAUCUCUUGGCAGAAGUUUACCAAUCACCGCAUGGGCUAUCCCUACCCUAAGGCACCUUUACCUUGAUUCUGGAUCUUGUGGAACCAUUGAACUAGACCCGGUGCCACUCCUAGAGAAGCUUCCAUGUCUUGUGGUGUUGCAUCUAUGGAAUUAUCGGGGCCCGACUAUGCACUGCUCUGCCCAAGGAUUCCCUCAGCUGCAAAAUCUGGAACUUCAUUUCUUUAGUACCGAGUGGACGAUAGAGGUGGGGGCAAUGCCAAGACUCUCCAACCUGAAGCUUCUGAGUUGCGGGAUGCAGAAGCUCCCCGAGGAUCUGCUGAACCUGCAGUGCUUGAAGAAGUUGGAAACUAACUGCUGGCAGCUUAAAUUUGACAACACAUGGAAAGAACUGAAAAAGAAGGGAUGCAAGGUCAGUUAGCUAUGCCC